Molecule: messenger RNA, 2721 nt
Organism: Pectinophora gossypiella (pink bollworm)
Lineage: Eukaryota; Metazoa; Arthropoda; Insecta; Lepidoptera; Gelechiidae
Gene: Capr
Product: caprin-1-like
Exons: 4
Coding region: 111-1934 (607 amino acids)
Cellular component (GO): cytoplasm
Molecular function (GO): RNA binding
Source: RefSeq, a predicted model, not a curated record
CGUCGUUGUGGUUGACAGCUGCCAUAGUGUAGUGGUUAGAAUAUAUAGAUAGAAAAUAUCUCUUCAACCACCACCAUUCCCAAUCCAGGAAAAGUUGUUGCCUGUGAAGGAUGCCUUCAGCAGCGAAUGCAAAGUCUGAAAAACCAGCCUCUUCGGAGGCUACGGAUAAUUCGCCUGUACGACAGAUUAUGACGAUUAUUGAACACAAAAUCAGAAAUUUGGAGAAACGAAAGAGCAAGUUGACAUCAUAUCGUGACUUGCAAAAAGCAGGAAAAGAGCUGAAUAGUGACCAGAAAGUAGCAGUCGCUAAAUAUGAUGAAGUGGCUCAGACAUUGGAGUUUGCAAGGGACCUCUCAAAGCAAGUGUCAGCAAUUGCAACUUCUGCUGAGCGUGAGGCAAAGAAACAGGCUAAGAAGGAAGCAUGGGUGCGGUAUGCAGCAGAUACAAGUAAGAUCCGUGAGGUUCUGCUGAUAAUGGAUUGCCUCAUGCAGAUGGGCAAUACAGAAGCACGUGAAGAUUUCCUUAAUGGUGUUAACGGUGCUUGCAAGCUUACUGAAGAAGAUCUCAAAAUAUUGGAUGACCUAUAUCCUGAAGUUACACCUAAGCACGAAGUGAAUGAAGAGGGACAACCUGGAUUUCACGCAUACACAACUAAAGCCGCCGAGCAUUUAUACGCGAUCAUCGAUGGCAAACCUAAGGAAAUUUUCGGUACCACCUACACCCACAUCAAAGAAAUAGUGACAGCUGUACAUGAGUGCGGCUAUUUCGACAAGGGCGCCGACACCGGCAUGCCCGCGGCCGAGGAGCCGGCGCCGCUUGCGCCCGAGGAGCCGGCCGAAGGCGUGGAGCACGAGCCUGAGGAUGCGGCGCUGUACCCGGCCGCCGCCGUGCCGCCGCCGCAGCCCGCACCCGCGCCGCUGCCUGCGCCACCCUACCCCCUGUGCUCGCUGCCGCCGAUCACUCUGCAGGAGGUCGAGCACGCCUACUUCGCGCAGCAGUACCCGCAACAGCGGCCCAUCUCCGAAGUGAUCGGAUCCCAAAACUUCUUCUUCCUCCAGGAGUCCGAGAUCGAUAGCCCGGUCGGCACCCCUCAGCCCCCGCCGAUAAUGAAUCAACCGUCGCCCCCAGCGCCGAUCCCGACUCAGACGUUCACGAACCAGCACUUUGUGCAGCUGCCGGGCGGCCGCGUGGCGGAGCCGGGCACAAUUCCUAUGCCUCCGCAGCCGCACUUCCCGCCGCACCCCGAGCACGCCGCAUUCCCGGGCGUGCCGCUGCAGCCGCCGCUGCCCGCGCAACCGCCGCUGGCCGGGCAGCCGCCGCUGGCCGUGCAGCCGCCGCUAGUCGCACAGCCGCCACUGGCGGCCGCGCCCGCACUCGAGCCCUCGCCGCCGCCGCCCGCCGACGAGCGCAAGGUGCACACGCCCGAGGAGAAGAGGGACGACGAAUGGAAGGAGAGUCGAAGCCCCGAACGCGAGGAGACCGGUGAACGAAAGACGCAGGGUCAAGGCGACGGACAGGGCAGAUUCAGAAGGUACGGCCGCGGUGGAAGGGGCACGUCGAAUGGUUUUCGCGGCCGCGGAGCUUUCCAGAGUCGGCAAGGCGGCGACUUCCACGGCAGACACGGCGGCGAAUACCAGAGUCGAUCCGGUAAAGAUGGCUAUCAGAACAGACAAUACAAUGAUGGCUAUCAAAACAGACACGGCAAAGACAAUUACCAGAAUAAAGGUGGCAACGACGGUUAUUACGGAAAUGGAGACGCCGACGGCCACCAACAGAACGAGAACGGCGGACGAGACAGGUACAAUGACAACAACCAGAGCUACCAGGGCGGCUUCAAGAGCCGCAGCAGAGGAGGCCCGCGCGGAGGCUCGCGGGGCGCUCCGCGGCCUCCCCGCCCGCAGCAGUACAGUCGUAAACCAGAAAAUAUUGAAUAGUUCCCGUGGAACUUGACGACGAGUCGUAUUCGUGGUGACGCCGUAUAGCAUUACUCUUAACGGACUAAAUCAUUUGUGAAGGCAGAUUUCACCGGCAACAACGCGCUGUGGUAACAACAAACAGAGAUUAUCAUUAAAAAAAUAAUAAAAAAAAUACUAAAAAAAAAGCAAAAUAUUAAAACUUGAAACUGAAUAAAAAAUAAGUUACUUGAAUUUAGAUGUAUGAUAUAUGCGAUUAUUAUAAGUUACGUAAUUUUAGAUUCUUGUAUAGGUUGUCACGCAAGUGACACAGUGACGCGGUGAGUGGAGCGGCUCCGCUGCUCGGUACCUCGUGCGUGCCUCGUCCUCGUGAUAAUUUAGGUACAGGACAACUGUCUACCGGGACCUUUCCAAAUUUCAUUAACUUUGUACUUUUAAUACGUUUUAUUUGAAAUGGUAAUUAUAUGUGUUACUCGUAAGAUAUUCUAUCCCAGUUGUUUUCCUUAUCUAAACCAUAACGUAAAUAAAAGAUAAGUAUCAUGAAUUUUGCUAUUAUGACUGCGCUGAUUUUAGAUGAUUUUGUUUUUAAUUAUUUGAGUAGGUAUGCGAUUCUACCUUAUAAUCUUCAGAUUUACAUAUGUUUUAUAAAUUUGUGAGCGACACUACAGCGACCACUACUGGGCUUAGUAAUCUGUCGCUCAGGUACAUUAUUUAAAAACAGUUUCGUCCAAGCUUCAUCACUUUUCUAAACAUUGUUCUCAAUAGAGGCUGUGUGCAAGGAAAUUAAAAGUAUUCUAUGAAAAUAAAA